Musca vetustissima is the source of this 609-nucleotide messenger RNA. It is a transcript of the gene Arc2, whose product is annotated as activity-regulated cytoskeleton associated protein 2. The transcript has a single exon. The record is from RefSeq and is a predicted model, not a curated record. NCBI's taxonomy places the organism in Eukaryota, Metazoa, Arthropoda, Insecta, Diptera, Muscidae. The coding region runs from base 1 to 609 and encodes 202 amino acids.
AUGGCGUCACAAGCAACACAAAUGUCCCCAGACCAAUUUCAACAACUUAUCGAAACAAUAAAAUCCCUAGCACCACAACAAAAAGAUCAAGUCCUCGAAGAAAUCAAAUCGAAAGGAAGUUUUGCCAAUUGUUGUACCCGUUUUGCGGGCCAAUGUGACAAUGAUGCCGUCGAAGUGUUCAUCGAUGCCGUUGAAACAUACAAAGAAAUGGAACAAAUAUCCGAUAAAGAUGCUCUACGCGGUUUACCGCUGCUCUUCAACGGUUUGGCAUCGACCUGGUGGAAAGGUGUACGACGAGAGGCCAAAACAUGGGAUGAUGCCAUGCGUCUGCUGAGAGAACAUUUCUCACCGUCGAAGCCGACCUAUCAAAUUUAUUUGGAGAUCUUCGAAAAGAAACAGGGUGAUUUGGAAUUAAUAGAUCCUUUCAUACUCGAGAAGAGAGCUCUACUAGCCAAGCUGCCCGAGGGUCGUCACGAUGAGGAAACGGAAUUAGAUUUCGUGUAUGGCCUGCUCAAUGUCAAAUAUCGUCAAAAAAUACCCCGCCAUGAAAUCAAAUCAUUUCGAGAGUUACUCGAAAAGGGCCGUACCGUGGAAAGGACUCGCCAUUAG